Messenger RNA from Alosa sapidissima (American shad), 2436 nucleotides. RefSeq lists its product as uncharacterized. Gene Ontology annotation, biological process: glycerophospholipid biosynthetic process. Gene Ontology annotation, cellular component: mitochondrion. NCBI's taxonomy places the organism in Eukaryota, Metazoa, Chordata, Actinopteri, Clupeiformes, Clupeidae. The record is from RefSeq and is a predicted model, not a curated record. The coding region runs from base 42 to 1385 and encodes 447 amino acids. The transcript is spliced from 8 exons.
GCGGUGUCAGGGAGGUUGCAAACCGGCGAAAUACAACCAAAAUGAAGGCCUUAAAUUCAGUUUAUCGCACGGUGAACAGCUUAUGCAGCCGGCGAGGCGAGAGAGUGGCCGCGCUGGCCCGAUGCGGUUUGUGUGGCACUGCAACGUCAAACAGCAAGUUCCAGCCGGACUUUGGCCUGCUGUUUGACAUUGAUGGAGUGCUCGUCCGGGGAAAGACCCCCAUCCCUGCAGCGAAGAGGGCCUUUCAGAGACUGGUGGACUCCAGUGGCCAGUUUGUUGUCCCCGUCGUGUUUGUCACCAAUGCUGGGAACUGCCUUCGCCAGAAGAAGGCCGACCAGUUGUCCCAUAUUUUGGGAGUGCCUAUCUCCCAAGACCAAGUCAUGAUGUCCCAUAGUCCUCUGAGAAUGUUCAGGAAGUACCAUGACAAAUGCGUCCUCGUCUCUGGACAAGGCCCUGUCCUGGACAUCGCCAAGCACUUGGGCUUCAUGAAUGUGAUCAGCAUAGACAUGCUGCGUGAAACCUUUCCCCUGCUGGACAUGGUGGAUCACAACAGACGCCCCCGGCUACCGUCCUCUACCAUUGUGAACCUCCCCAAAAUUGAAGCUGUUAUCCUGUUUGGCGAGCCCAUCCGAUGGGAGACGAACCUGCAGCUAAUAGUGGAUGUGCUCCUGACCAAUGGGAGCCUGGGCAACCCCUAUGUGAACUCCUCGCCCAAUCACCUCCCUUUGCUGGCCUGCAACAUGGACCUCAUGUGGAUGGCCGAGGCGCCGUCUCCACGGUUUGGUCACGGCACCUUCCUGGUGUGUUUGGAGAACAUCUACAAGAAGGUUACAGGAAAGGACCUAAAGUACGAGGCCCUGAUGGGGAAGCCCAGUGAGCUGACCUACCACUUUGCCGAGUACCUGAUCCGGGAGCAGGCGGCAGAGCGAGGCUGGAGGACGCCCGUCAGAUCACUCUACGCCAUCGGGGACAACCUCAUGACCGACAUCUACGGUGCUAACCUCUACAACCGCUACCUCGAGGAACGGGCCAGUUGCAAGAGCGCCAAAACCAUGGCCAAGGCAGUGGCGGGCGCGGGCCCCUCUUCCACAACCACCACCACUGCCACCAGAGCCACCUCACAGGAAGUGGACUGUGGCUGGGAGAGUGAGCUGGCGUCACCCUCGGCCACCUCAUGCAAGUCCAUCCUGGUGUGCACGGGCGUCUACAAUCCGCACACCGAGGUGCCACCCGACGCUGGCCAGUCCAUCAAAGAGACGGUGUUCCACGGCCACCGCGACUUCCGUUUUGACCCAGCGCUCGUGGAGCCGGGACACAUCGUUCAGGACGUUGAGGCAGCCGUUGAGCUCAUCUUCCAGCAGGAGAAGCUUGGAACCCCCGUCUAGAGUUUAGUCUACAUAGGAUGAUAUUUAAGAAAGAUAGAGAAUGAAAAUACGAAAGACUGGACUGGGCAUUUGGGAGGAAAUAGACAUCAUUCUAGUCAGAUAAGUUUGCUGAUCAACUGUUUCAUUAGAUCAGUUUUUAUUCAUCAUAUACUCAGCAUCAGGGUCAUGCUGUCCUGGUUAACCCUGAAAAGGUACAUUUAUAGUGAAGUGGAACCUUCCAGAAAGUUCCCUGUGCAGGCUGUCGCCCUCACCCCAGUUGCACACUUUUACUGAUAGCCUUCAGAAGGUCUGAUCUGAUGGUGUUGUUGAUGUUAGCGGCUCAGUCUGGGUGGAUCUGGUCCUGAUCUGGCCUGCAUCUGGGCCCAAUCCACUGAGCUGCUAUGAGAGGAAAGAAAUGGACACAUGGAAUGAUGAUGUCACCACUUUCAGCCCCCCAGUAACCUCUCUAGAACACGCAGAUUGCUAACAUCUGCAUCGUCAGUCUCUGUUGUUGUUGUUGUUGUUGUUGUUGUUGUUGUUGUUUCUUAUUUGUUUUUUGUUUUUCUUUUUGCAUGUUUUUUAUCAAGGUGAGGCGCUGUGUAGGAAAACAGACUUGACAAAUACCCUGCGAUAGAACCACAUGGACACAGCUAGUGCUCUAUUUCUGUUCCAACUGCCAUGGAGACUGGUUAACUGCCAUGGAGACUGGUUUAAAGGCUUCACAAUCAUACUUAGGUCGUAAGAAUGGCAUCAGACACGCCAGUGGGUGCAUUUACAGGUGUCUUUCAGGUGGUGACUGCAACUUUGCUAAUAUUAUCACAUACCCGUAGGUCAGUACAACAUAGACAUCAGUGUUUUUUUUUUUUUGGCAGGUGUACUCACGAAGAGUCUUAGUCUUAUUUAAACUGUAAUUUAAGUUAACAAAUGAUGUUGUUCUUGUCUAAAUAAGUGCAAAAUAAUGGUUAAAUGUUACAUGUUCAGGUGUUGAGAGUGCGUGAGUAAUUGGGAAUAGCUUUGACUGCACUGACCAAGAAACUAUGAGAUGCACACAUUUUUUAAAGAUAUGGUUUUA